CACCUCUGCUUGGAGCCAAAAAUAGUAGUGCGUGUGGCGUUGUAAAUUAUAUAUUAUCAUCAUGUAAAUGGAUAUGUAUAUCCCAUCUCCCCUCAUCAUUCAACCCUCCCCUGUGUAAUCAUGAUUCUCGGAGCUGCAACUCCGGCUUUAUCUUUGCUAAACUUUGGUACCAGACUCAGUCACCUUGAUUCCUCGGCGAAACAACAUAAGGGGUCAGUAGUGGCUUGCUCAGCUUCAAAGCAUGCGAGCAAUAAGGCCUUGACAGGGUUUGUUUUUGAACCAUUUCAACGAGUUAACAAGGAGCUCAUGCUUCUUCCGACGGCUCCUCAUCUUUCUCUGGCUCGCCACAACUACUCUGAUGACUCCGAGUCUGUCAUCAACGAUCAGAUCAAUGUUGAAUACAAUCUUUCUUAUGUGUAUCAUGCCAUGUUUGUUUACUUUGAUCGAGACAAUGUUGCCCUGAAAGGUUUUGCCAGAUAUUUUAAAGAAUCCAGUGCCGAAGAGAGAGAUCAAGCUGAACAGUUCAUGGAGUAUCAGAAUAAAUGUGGGGGGAAAGUGAAGUUACAGUCUAUCAUAAUGCCACUAACUGAGUUUGAUCAUGCAGAAAAGGGAGAUGCACUAUAUGCAAUGGAGCUCGCAUUGUCCUUGCAGAAACUAGCCAACGAAAAACUUCAACAUCUGCACAAGGUGGCAGUUAAGAACAAGGACGCCCAAAUGGCUGAUUUUGUGCAAAAUCGUUAUCUGAGGCACCAGGUGAAAGUUAUCAAGAGGGUCUCGGAAUAUGUUGCACAGCUAAGAAGAGUGGGCAAAGGACAUGGUGUUUGGCAUUUUGAUAAGAUGCUCCUCAAUGAAGGAGGUGCUGCUUGAUGUAAAAUCAGACUCAUUUCGGUUCUCUUGUGCUGCUCAUGAACGCUGUUCGUUACUUGAGUAUCUCUCUAUAGGAUUAUUGUUGAACGAUGUUCGUUACUUAAGUAUCUCUAUGUAGGAUUAUUGUUUGUUUGCUUAGAGAUGAUGUUGAUGGUAGAUUAACUUUGAUGUGUCGUACUAUUUAUUCUGAGAAGGUCUGAGAUAUUACUCUUC
This is a messenger RNA of Daucus carota subsp. sativus, 1080 nucleotides long. RefSeq names its product ferritin-2, chloroplastic. The transcript is spliced from 8 exons. The coding region runs from base 121 to 867 and encodes 248 amino acids. The record is from RefSeq and is a predicted model, not a curated record. Gene Ontology annotation, biological process: intracellular iron ion homeostasis; iron ion transport. Gene Ontology annotation, molecular function: ferric iron binding; ferrous iron binding. Lineage: Eukaryota; Viridiplantae; Streptophyta; Magnoliopsida; Apiales; Apiaceae. Gene Ontology annotation, cellular component: cytoplasm.